GGGCCAGGGAAGGAUAAGCUGCCUUUGGAGCAUUUGAGAGACUGAGGAGAGAACAGGAAUCACUGAGAAAACGGACUGAUGAGGAGAGAAGAAAGGAGGCGGCAAGGGACAAGCUGCUGGUCGGACCCACAAUGAAAACGCUCCUUCUUUUGCUGCUGGUGCUCCUGGACCUGGGAGAGGCCCAAGGAUCACUUCACAGGGUGCCCCUCAGGAGGCAUCCGUCCCUCAAGAAGAAGCUGCGGGCACGGAGCCAGCUCUCUGAGUUCUGGAAAUCCCAUAAUUUGGACAUGAUCCAGUUCACUGAGUCCUGCUCAAUGGACCAGAGUGCCAAGGAACCGCUCAUCAACUACUUGGAUAUGGAAUACUUCGGCACUAUCUCCAUUGGCUCCCCACCACAGAACUUCACUGUCAUCUUCGACACUGGCUCCUCCAACCUCUGGGUCCCCUCUGUGUACUGCACCAGCCCAGCCUGCAAGACGCACACCAGGUUCCAGCCUUCCCAGUCCAGCACAUACAGCCAGCUGGGUCAAUCUUUCUCCAUUCAGUAUGGAACCGGGAGCUUGUCUGGGAUCAUUGGAGCCGACCAAGUCUCUGUGGAAGGACUAACCGUGGUUGGCCAGCAGUUUGGAGAAAGUGUCACAGAGCCAGGCCAGACCUUUGUGGAUGCAGAGUUUGAUGGAAUUCUGGGCCUGGGAUACCCUUCCUUGGCGGUGGGAGGAGUGACCCCAGUGUUUGACAACAUGAUGGCUCAGAACCUGGUGGACUUGCCAAUGUUUUCUGUCUACAUGAGCAGUAACCCAGAAGGUGGUGCGGGGAGCGAGCUGAUUUUCGGAGGCUAUGACCACUCCCAUUUCUCUGGGAGCCUGAAUUGGGUCCCAGUCACCAAGCAAGCUUACUGGCAGAUUGCGCUGGAUAACAUCCAGGUGGGAGGCACUGUGAUGUUCUGCUCCGAGGGCUGCCAGGCCAUUGUGGACACAGGGACUUCCCUCAUCACUGGCCCUUCCGACAAGAUUAAGCAGCUGCAAAACACCAUCGGGGCAGCCCCCGUGGAUGGAGAAUAUGCUGUGGAGUGUGCCAACCUAAACGUCAUGCCGGAUGUCACCUUCACCAUCAACGGAGUCCCCUACACCCUCAGCCCAACUGCCUAUACCCUACUGGACUUCGUGGAUGGAAUGCAGUUCUGCAGCAGCGGCUUUCAAGGACUUGACAUCCACCCUCCAGCUGGGCCCCUCUGGAUCCUGGGGGAUGUCUUCAUUCGACAGUUUUACUCAGUCUUUGACCGUGGGAAUAACCGUGUGGGACUGGCCCCAGCAGUCCCCUAAGGAGGGGCCUUGUGUCUGUGCCUGCCUGUCUGACACGCCUUGAAUCUGUUAGGUUGGGCCAUUCUUUACACCUACAAAAAGUUAUUUUCCAGAGAAUGUAGCUGUUUCCAGGGUUGCAACUUGAAUUAAGACCAAACAGAACAUGAGAAUACACACACACACACACACACACAGACACACACACACACUUCACACAUACACACCACUCCCACCACCGUCAUGAUGGAGGAAUUAAGUUGUACGUUCAUAUUUUUUAUUGAUUUUUGAUCAUGAAAAUCAAAAAUUUUCACAUUUGAUUAUGAAAAUCUCCAAACAUAUGCAUAAGCAGAGAUCAUGGUAUAAUAAAUCCCUUUGCAACUCCACUCAGCCCUGACAACCCAUCCACACACGGCCAGGCCUGUUUAUCUACACUGCUGCCCACUCCUCUCUCCAGCUCCACAUGCUGUACCUGGAUCAUUUUGAAGCAAAUUCCAAGCAUGACAUCGUUUUGUCCAUAAAUAUUUCUAACAUCCUUAAAUAUACAGUCGGAAUUCAAGCAUCUCCCAUUGUCCCACAAAUGUUUGGCUGUUUUUAUAGUUGGAUUGUUUGUAUGAGGAUUCAAGCAAGGCCCAUAUAUUACAUUUAUUUGAAAUGUC
Messenger RNA from Symphalangus syndactylus (siamang), 1957 nucleotides. RefSeq names its product cathepsin E (gene CTSE). The record is from RefSeq and is a predicted model, not a curated record. Gene Ontology annotation, molecular function: aspartic-type endopeptidase activity. Gene Ontology annotation, cellular component: endosome. Gene Ontology annotation, biological process: antigen processing and presentation of exogenous peptide antigen via MHC class II; proteolysis. Lineage: Eukaryota; Metazoa; Chordata; Mammalia; Primates; Hylobatidae.